AUGCCAACGAAUGGGAUCCACCAGGUGCUGAAGAUCCAGUUCGGGUUGAUCAACUGCGAGAGCCGGUACCUGACGGCGGAGAGCUUCGGCUACAAGGUGAACGCCUCGGCGCCCAGCCUCAAGCGCAAGCAGAUCUGGACGCUGGAGCAGGAUGAAGCCGACAGCUCCAUCGUCUUCCUCAAGAGCCACCUGGGCCGCUACCUGGGCGCCGACAAGGACGGGAAGGUGCGCUGCGAGGCGGAGCAGCCGGGCCGGGAUGAAGGCUUCAACAUCAUCACGCAGUCGGACGGGCGCUGGGCGCUGCAGUCGGCCCCGCACCGGCGCUUCUUUGGGGGCCGCGAGGAUCGGCUGUCCUGCUUCGCCCCCAGCGUGACGGAGGGCGAGCUCUGGACCGUGCACCUGGCCAUGCACCCCCAGGCCAACCUGCUGAGCGUCAGCCGCCGCCGCUACGCCCACCUGAGCGCCCACGAGGACGAGAUCGCCACCGACAGCAACCUGCCCUGGGGGGUGGACGCGCUCAUCACGCUCUGCUUCCAGGACAAGAAGUACAGCCUGCGCACGGCCGACGAGCGCUACCUGCGCUGCGAUGGCACCUUGGUGCCCGAGCCCGGUGCCGGAACCGGUUACACCCUCGAAUUCAAGGCCGGCAAGUUGGCGUUCAAGGACUGCGACGGGAAAUACCUGGCGCCCACCGGACCCACCGGCACCCUCAAAUCCGGCCGCAGCUCCAAGCCGGGCAAAGAUGAACUCUUUGACCUGGAGGAGAGUCACCCCCAGGUGGUGUUCACGGCGGCCAAUGGCAGAUACGUCUCCAUCCGGCAGGGUGUGAAUGUCUCAGCAAACCAGGACGAGGAGCUGAACCACGAGACCUUCCAGCUGCAGAUCGACCGUGACACCAACAAGUGCAGCCUCCACACCAACACCGGCAGCUACUGGACCCUGGUGGCCCACGGGGGCAUCCAGGCCGUGGCCACUGAAAUCGCUGCCAACACCAUGUUUGACAUCGAGUGGCGCGGGCGGCGCGUGGCCCUGCGCGCCAGCAACGGCCGCUACGUCUGCACCAAGAGGAACGGGCAGCUGGCGGCUGUCAGCGACACCGUGGGGGUCCCUGGGAUGCUGAGGGCCGGGUGCUGUGCAGGGGAGGAUGAGGAGUUCACUCUGAAGCUGAUCAACCGCCCGAUGCUGGUGCUGCGGGGGGAGCACGGCUUCGUCUGCUACCACCGGGGCUCCAACCUGCUCGACUCCAACCGCUCCGUCUACGACGUGUUCCACAUCAGCUUCAGCGACGGCGCCUACCAGAUCCAAGGUGGGCAGGGCGGGUACUGGUACGUGGCGAGCAGCGGCUCGGUGUGCAGCGACGGGGACCUCUCCGAGGAUUUCUUCUUCGAGUUCCGAGAGCGGGGCCGCGUGGCCAUCAAAGGGAAGAACGGGCGGUACUUGCGCGGGGACCCUGCGGGGACUCUGCGUGCCGACAGCGAGUCCGUGCUGCGGGCCACGCUCUGGGAGUACUGA
Messenger RNA from Sturnus vulgaris (Common starling), 1512 nucleotides. RefSeq names its product fascin actin-bundling protein 2, retinal (gene FSCN2). Gene Ontology annotation, biological process: actin filament bundle assembly; cell migration; establishment or maintenance of cell polarity. Gene Ontology annotation, cellular component: actin cytoskeleton; cytoplasm. Gene Ontology annotation, molecular function: actin filament binding; protein-macromolecule adaptor activity. Lineage: Eukaryota; Metazoa; Chordata; Aves; Passeriformes; Sturnidae. The record is from RefSeq and is a predicted model, not a curated record.